AUGCAUGACCUAUUGAAGAAGGGAGAUAAGUAUGUCGAUGCGGAGGAAGCGGAGAAAGUGACUAAAAAUCUCAGGGACAGAUGGGAGACGGAAACACAUAAGCGAAAAGCGUAUGAUGAGCGAAGGCACGCUGAUAAGAAUAAGCCGAAGAAUGAACGCAUGAACAAGGGUUAUGCCCAAGACCGGUCGGUCAAGCAGAAGCGAAAGGAGGCCAAGGCACCCACUCCUUUGAACAUCCCAUCAAGAAAAAUCAAAGUAAGUACAACCAUUUUUCACAAAGAUCAUGGACAUGAUACAGAAGAAUGUCUACAGUUGAAGGAAGAAAUUGAGCGCCUGCUAAGGCGGGGACUAUUGGCUAAGUAUGUAAAAAAUGACAGGGACAGGCAAAGGCUCGAAGGACUACCCCCACCAAGGGCCGGAGUAAUAAACAUGAUCAUUGGGGAAGUAGCAUCGAGUGGCGACUCGAAUUCAACUAGGAAGAGCUAUGCGCGUUCCGCAGGGGUCUGCUCUAUCCAGAAAAAAACAAAGUUCAACCAGAGCAUUACUUUCGACGAAGAGGACUUGAUUAGUAUAACGUAUCCCCAUGAUGAUGCCUUAGUGAUAGUAGGUGAUAUAGCAAAUUUUGACGUGAAGAGGGUGCUUGUCGAUGGAGGAAGUGCGGCAAAUGUCCUCACCUGGGAUGCCUUCUUAGGUCUAAAAAUUCCCCCAGAGAAGUUGAAGAUGGUGACUACCCCUCUACAAGGCUUUGAAGGGGCAAGAGUAAUACCGGAGGGAACUGUAGAGCUCCCAGUUACGCUAGGCACAUACCCAGCGACAGUGGUGAUUGUGACUAAUUUCUUGGUUGUCAAGAUCCCCAUGGCCUACAACACCAUCUACGGCUGGCCAUUGCUAAACGCAGCUGGCGCUGUCCCAUCGACCUACCAUCAAAUUAUGAAGUUCCCAACUAGCAGAAGAGUUAGGAGCGUGCGAGGGGACCAGCACGCAUCAAGAAAAUGCUAUGUGAAUAGUAUACAGGCCUAA
Olea europaea var. sylvestris is the source of this 1020-nucleotide messenger RNA. RefSeq lists its product as uncharacterized. NCBI's taxonomy places the organism in Eukaryota, Viridiplantae, Streptophyta, Magnoliopsida, Lamiales, Oleaceae. The transcript is spliced from 2 exons. The record is from RefSeq and is a predicted model, not a curated record. Bases 1 to 1020 code for a protein of 339 amino acids.